AUGAUGAAGAGAGUACAUUUCGCGUCGUCCUUGGAAUGGGAAGGAACAGGUGACAUGGUUGACGAACGUUUAUAUAAUUCUACCGCGCAACAAACGAACGAUUACGCGCAUCUGCAACUGAUAAAUCUUCCCGAUGUUUGCUUAGAGGCGAUUUUGUCUAAUCUCUCCUACGAUGAAAUUUCUAAAUAUAGGAUCGUUUGCAGACAGUUCGAUCGGAUCUGCAAGAAGCUGCUCAACCGUGGCUUCAAUCUCAUGGAGAAAUAUCAUGCACAAUGCCUCCGCACUGUCAAAAGCAAGCUGCCGAGAAGGGAGUCGGAGCGACGGAGCCAUCCUCUUGCGCGUCAUUGCGAUAUCUUGACGGCAAUAGAAACGAGAAUCUCUAUGCUAUCAAUGACUUUUAUCAAAUAUGUUGAUCUGAACGUUUGUUGCUUUAUACCAGGAAAGGUAAUUGAUGAAAUUUUCCGUGUUCUUCGAUUGAUUCGAGAGACAAAGACACCACCUAGAGCACAUGAGAUACUUCAGGAACUACGGGAUAUAAGCAGUAUGGCCAUGGAACAUUUUGAUGAGAAAAUCCUGCCAGAUCUGAAACACAACAUUUGCACAUCCAUGGUUGGUACUGUAAAUUCAUAUGAUUUACCUGGUGGCGUCAUGAUCUCCCACGGUAGGAACAUAAAUAACUCUACACUGCCACAUUGCAACAAUCAUAAUAUAACCUGCUCCGAGAAGCUUAACCAGACUUUUAAGAAGAUUAAUGAUCGUAUGAAAAAGAACAAAAUGUUCUUUCUGUCUAUGAAAAAUGAAAUUACUAGAAUGAGACUCAGGAUACAGAGACAAGAGCAUCUGGUGCGACAUCAAAAUUUGAAGUUACAUAAACAGGCAAAAAAGAUACAUGAUCAAGACACACUGUUAGCUGAAGUGCGAAAACACCUCGAGGAAUGGGAGCAGAAGAUGGUAGAUUUGACUACCGAAGUGAGUCGUGCACGGGAAGGAACUCAGAAUCCCGAUUCGUUAGAAAAUCGCAAACGAAAAACACAUAUUAUCAACACCGAUGCCGAGCCGCUUCAGCAGACGAACGAAUUGCAAGCCAAGAAACGCAAGCUCAUAGUAGAAAGAAAAACGUCAAGCGACGCGAAAGAUGUAAAGUUCAAACAAUUUAUGUCGAAUUUACUUUCGAAAUCUACAUUAGAUGGUUAUCUCAUUGAUUCAUCAUGUCCGCGCUAACUUGGCCCAUUUUACAUUAACAGUUCAGGUGUGAAGGUUUUUGCAGAAUUAUACUCUUUAUAAAAUGCAUUUUUCAACUGUUGUGGCGAAAUAGAUAUAAUGAUUACAACGUAC
Molecule: messenger RNA, 1335 nt
Organism: Mycetomoellerius zeteki
Lineage: Eukaryota; Metazoa; Arthropoda; Insecta; Hymenoptera; Formicidae
Gene: pall
Product: F-box protein pallbearer
Exons: 3
Coding region: 1-1221 (406 amino acids)
Biological process (GO): protein polyubiquitination
Molecular function (GO): protein binding
Source: RefSeq, a predicted model, not a curated record